Alnus glutinosa is the source of this 705-nucleotide messenger RNA. RefSeq lists its product as uncharacterized. The record is from RefSeq and is a predicted model, not a curated record. The transcript has a single exon. NCBI's taxonomy places the organism in Eukaryota, Viridiplantae, Streptophyta, Magnoliopsida, Fagales, Betulaceae. Bases 1 to 705 code for a protein of 234 amino acids.
AUGGUAUGGAAUCGAAUCAGCAACUGGAAGGUAAAGUUCUUGUCUCAAGCGGGCAAAGAGAUUUUGUUAAAAGCUGUGGUGCAGGCAAUCCCUACCUACUGUAUGGGGGUUUUCCAAUUGACUAUUUCGUUGUGCAAAGAAAUCAAUAGCUUGAUGCAGAAAUUUUGGUGGGGUCACAUGGCAAACACUUCAAAAAUUCAUUGGUUGAGUUGGGACAAGAUGGGGCUGGCGAAGUCUGCUGGAGGCCUUAGUUUUAGGGACUUGGUGUUGUUUAACAAGGCCCUUCUUGCCAAGCAAGGGUGGAGAAUUAUUAAGGAACCGAAUUCUAUUGCUGUGUUGAUCCUAAAGGCUAAAUAUUUUCCUCAUUCGGGGUUUAUGGAAGCUAACUUGGGUACCAGACCCUCUUAUGCCUGGCGCAGCAUAUUCAAUUCCCGAGAAUUGCUCAAGCAACGUUUAUGGUGGCGGGUUGGAGACAGAAGGGAGAUUAAUAUUUGGGGUGACAGGUGGUUACCUACCCCUUCAACUUUCUUUGUUCAAUCAACCCCUCAAUGUAUUCCUGUAACUUCUAAGGCGAUGGAGUUGAUUGACUUGGUUUCAAAGAGUUGGAAGGCUGUUCUGAUUUCUGCAAUGUUUUCCACGGAUGAAGCAAAGGUUAUCUUGGGGAUCCCUCUUAGCCCCUCACUUCCCCGAGACUGCUUAAUUUAG